AUUAAAAAUGGUGGCGGCGAGUAACCUCGCUGACAUUUGUUUUGAUGCGUAAAUAUUUGCAUUUGGAUUGAGUUUAUAAUUAUUUCAAAGCUAAUUACACAAACUUUUGUGCACAAUUUUCGUGGAGCAAAAUAAAUAAUCAACUACAAUGGCUGACGCGGCUGCUAGGCAGUUGCAAUACGAAUACAAAGCCAACUCCAAUCUUGUUCUCCAAGCUGAUGUUCGCUUGAUAGAGCGUCGUGGUCGUGAUGAGGCAACGGGAGAGGUUCUAUCCUUGACGGGGAAACUUGGCGGGACCCGGAUGGGUGACCGGGCACAACGCACUAAGCCUGACAAGGCUGAGGAGAGAAAAGCCAAGCGACAAAAACGAGACGAAGCAUCCUAUGAGUUGUCCAAGUCUAAAACAGCUCGCGUGGCGUGGGCGGACGACACCCCGGGUGUCCUAUACCGACCGCGGGCUCAGCACACGAGGCACGCUUACGAACUGCUGCUGUCGUUCAUGCAGAGUGCUCUUGGGGACCAACCGAGGGAUAUAUUGUGCGGGGCAUGCGAUGAAGUGUUGGUUGUCCUCAAAAACGACAAACUAAAGGAUCCAGAGAAGAAAAAGGAGAUUGAGAUGUUGUUAGGACCGAUUCCUGAUGAGAGAUUUGCACUUUUAGUCAACUUAGGCAAGAAGAUAACCGACUUCAACAUCAGCUCGGCAACUGAAGGGAACACAGAGAUCGAUGAGACUUACGGCAUCAAUGUCCAGUUCGAGGAGUCUUCGGAGGAGGACGACGAGGAUGCUUACGGGGAGGUUCGCGAGGAAGAAAAAGAGGAGGGUGAGGGCACAGACAACGAGAAAGACAAAGAGAGUUCCGGGGAAGAAGACAGCGACGGAGAAGGGAAGAAGAAUGCUAUUCAUGCCAACCUGUCCGAAGAAAUGUCGGCCAAACGUCGCGACACGACACUCCACCCGAUGGACAUCGACGCGUACUGGCUGCAAAGACGGCUGUCCAGGCAUUUCCCCGACGCUAUGGUGUCUCAGGGCAAAUCAAGCGAAGUCCUUCGCGCGUUGGCCGAGGCGGCCGACGAGCGCGACCUGGAGAACAGGCUAGUGUUGUUGCUCGGCUACGAUUGCUUUAGCGUCGUCAAGCUGCUGAACAAGUACAGAUACACCAUCCUUUACUGCACCAAGCUGGCCUCAUCCCAGUCAGAAAGCGAGCGCGCCGCCAUCCGAGAGGAGAUGUCCAAGCAGCCGCACCUUCAGAAGAUAUUGGCUCAGCUGGACACCGGCAAGGGAGAUGACGAGAUGACCGGCCAAGAAUCCGAAGUGCCCCGAAAGAGGCACAAAACGGACACCGAACCAGAGAGCUCUGACCCGCAGUCCGGCGGCCAAGUACAAGGCUCGCGCAAGGUGCUAGCGUUGGAAGAGCUGGUCUUCGCGGCGGGAGCACACUUCAUGGCCAAUAAGAGGUGCCAACUGCCGCCCGGGUCCUUCAGGAAACAGAGGAGAGCUGACGGAUUCCGAAGGCUAUCGUGGCUUUUCGAUGCCAGCCGACGUAUGCCGAAGGUUGUCGACCAGUCCCGAAGAAAAAGUAGCAAGGUGCUAGCUUUGGAAGAGCUUGUAUUCGCGGCGGGAGCGCACUUCAUGGCUAAUAAGAGGCUGCCGAGGCAUUCCGAGUCCUCUGACCCGCAGUCCGGCGGCCAAGUACAAGGUUCGCGCAAGGUGCUAGCGUUGGAAGAGCUGGUCUUCGCGGCGGGAGCACACUUCAUGGCCAAUAAGAGGUGCCAACUGCCGCCUGGGUCAUUCAGGAAGCAGAGGAGAGGCUACGAGGAAGUCCACGUGCCGGCCCUCAAGCCGAAGCCCUUCGAAGAAGAUGAGACUCUAGUGGCUAUUGAGAAACUGCCCAAAUAUGUGCAGCCGGCGUUUGAAGGGUUCAAGACGCUGAAUAGGAUCCAGAGUCGCAUAUCCAAAGCGGCGUUGGAGACCGACGAGAAUCUCCUGGUUUGCGCUCCUACAGGUGCCGGGAAGACUAACGUGGCUCUCCUGUGUAUCCUGCGGGAGGUGGGCAAACACGUGAACGACGACGGGACGGUCAACGUGAGCGACUUCAAGAUGAUAUACGUCGCGCCGAUGCGGUCACUUGUACAGGAAAUGGUGGGAAACUUCAGCAAGCGUCUAUCAGCAUACAACAUGAAGGUAUCAGAGCUGACGGGAGACCACCAGCUGACCCGGGAACAGAUUGAAGCCACGCAGCUUAUCGUCUGCACUCCGGAGAAGUGGGACAUCAUCACCAGGAAAGGCGGCGAGCGUUCCUUCACGAAUCUGGUGCGGCUGAUCAUCAUAGACGAAGUACAUCUACUCCACGACGAAAGAGGGCCAGUGUUGGAGGCACUGGUCGCCAGGACCUUGAGGACAGUUGAGCAGACUCAGGAGGAGGUCCGCCUAGUGGGUCUGUCGGCCACGCUGCCCAACUAUACCGACGUGGCCGCCUUCCUGCGGGUCAGGCCCGAGCAAGGGCUGUUCUACUUCGACAACUCCUUCAGGCCUGUAGCCCUAGAACAGCAGUACAUAGGUGUGACAGAGAAGAAAGCGCUGAAACGGUUCCAAGUGAUGAACGACAUCGUAUAUGAGAAGACGAUGGAACACGCCGGCAGGAAUCAGAUACUGGUAUUCGUACACUCAAGGAAAGAAACUGGUAAGACUGCGCGUGCGAUCCGUGAUAUGUGUUUGGAGAAGGACACUCUGGGCCAGUUUUUGAGGGAGGGUUCAGCAAGCAUGGAAGUGCUCCGAACAGAAGCGGAGCAGGUAAAGAACCCGGAACUCCGUGAACUACUGCCGUACGGGUUCGCCAUCCAUCACGCCGGGAUGAGCCGAGUGGACCGGACGCUGGUUGAAGAUCUGUUCGCCGACAGGCAUAUACAGGUCCUAGUAUCCACUGCCACUCUCGCGUGGGGAGUCAACCUGCCGGCCCACACCGUCAUCGUCAAAGGGACCCAAGUGUACUCCCCGGAGAAAGGACGGUGGAGCGAGCUUGGGGCUUUGGAUGUACUUCAAAUGCUGGGCAGAGCUGGGCGGCCGCAGUACGAUACUAAGGGAGAGGGUAUCCUGAUAACAAACUACUCCGAGCUCCAAUACUACCUGUCGCUGCUCAACCAACAGCUGCCGAUCGAGUCGCAGCUGGUCAGCAAGCUGCCGGACAUGCUGAAUGCCGAGGUCGUGCUGGGCUCCGUGCAGAGCGUGCGGGACGCGGUCACGUGGCUGGGCUACACAUACCUUUACAUCCGAAUGCUCCGUCAGCCCGCACUGUACGGAGUCACUCCUGAGAAGCUGCAGGAAGACCCGUUGCUUGAACUGCAUAGAGCUGACUUGGUUCACACUGCUGCGAAUCUUUUGGACAAAGCCGGCCUCAUAAAAUACGAACGCAAAUCCGGCCACUUCCAACCGACCGAACUCGGCCGAAUCGCAUCCCACUACUACUGCACAUACGAAACGAUGCAAUGCUACAACCAACUGCUGCGGCCGACGCUCGGCGAGAUCGAACUGUUCCGAGUGUUUUCUCUGUCGGCGGAGUUCCGGCAUGUCGCGGUGCGCGAAGAGGAAAAGCUUGAGCUGCACAAGCUCAUGGAGCGGGUGCCGAUCCCAAUCAAGGAGAGCAUAGAAGAGCCUUCAGCGAAGAUCAACGUCCUCUUACAAGCGUACAUAUCCCAGCUGAAGCUGGAAGGGUUCGCGCUAAUGGCUGACAUGGUGUACGUGACCCAGUCUGCUUGCCGCCUGCUGAGGGCGAUAUUCGAGAUCGUGCUGCAUAGAGGCUGGGCACAAUUAGUGGACAAGACGCUAGCUCUAUGCAAAAUGGUGGACCGACGCAUGUGGCAGUCUAUGUCGCCGUUGAGACAGUUCAGGAAGAUGCCUGAAGAAGUCAUAAAGAAGCUAGAAAAAAAGAACUUCCCCUGGGAGAAACUGUACGAGUUAGGUCCCAACGAAAUAGGAGAAUUGGUGCGCGCACCUAAACUGGGCAAGAUGAUACACAAGCACGUGCACCAGUUCCCUAAGCUAGAGCUGGCCACACAUAUCCAGCCUAUCACCAGGUCCACGCUUAGAGUGGAACUGACGAUCACUCCGGACUUCCAGUGGGACGACAAGGUCCACGGCCAGUCGGAAGCCUUCUGGAUCCUGGUGGAGGAUGUGGAUUCCGAGGUGAUCCUGCAUCACGAGUACUUCCUGCUCAAGCAGAAGUACUGCAAGGACGAGCAUCAGGUGAAACUCUUCGUGCCAGUCUUCGAGCCGUUGCCGCCACAGUACUUCUUGCGAGUCGUGUCAGACAGAUGGAUAGCCUCCGAAACCCAGCUACCAGUGUCGUUCCGUCACCUCAUACUGCCUGAGAAGAACCUCCCGCCCACAGAGCUAUUGGACCUCCAACCGCUGCCUAUAUCAGCGUUACGGAACCCUGAAUACGAAGCGCUGUAUAGCGACAUAUUCCCACAGUUCAACCCUGUGCAGACUCAGGUGUUCAACGCAGUCUACAACUCGGACGACAACGUAUUCGUCGGUGCGCCGUCGGGCUCCGGCAAAUCAGUGAUAGCUGAGUUGGCACUACUGCGUCUGCUAUCAGGCAACAGCGGUGGUCGCGCUGUAUACCUGCUGCCUAAAGACGCGUUGGCUGACGUUGUGUUUGCUGACUGGUACCAUCGGUUCGGCGCCAAGUUCAACCUGAAGGUCGUCCAACUGACAGGAGAGACGGCCACCGAUCACAAGCUGCUCAACAAAGGCCAGAUCAUCAUCACCACCGCUGAGAAGUGGGAUGUUCUGUCCAGAAGGUGGAAAGUCCGCAAGAGCGUGCAAAGCGUGUCGCUCUUCAUAGUGGACGCGCUACAACUGCUGGGAGGCGAGGAAGGCCCGGUGCUCGAGGUUGUCUGCUCUAGGAUGAGAUACAUCGCCUCGCAGAUCGGUCGUUCAAUUCGCAUAGUUGCUCUCUCGCUCCCUCUGGCGGACGCGCGGGACGUGUCCCAGUGGCUGGGAUGCAACGCCAACGCGUCCUUCAACUUCCAUCCCAGCGUGCGACCGCUGCCGCUGUCGCUGCACAUACAGGGCUUCAACAUAUCCCACGCGGCGUCCCGUUUCGCCGCCAUGACGAAACCGAUUUACAACGCGGUUGUACGCCACGCCGGCUCAAAACCAUGCGCUGUCUUUGUGCCAUCCCGACGAUGGGCGCGGCUGUUGGCUGCUGAUCUCCUGGCUUUGGCAGCGGCUCAAAAGAGGCCCGGACGCUUCCUACACGCGAGACCCGAUCUGGUGCAGCCGUUUUUGAAGCGGCUGAGUGAUAAGAUGUUGAAGGAAACCCUCGCAGCGGGCGUGGCGUACCUCCACGAGGGCGUGGAGCCCGGCGACAGGCGCGUGGUGCAGCAACUGCUGGAGUCGGGCGCCAUCCAGCUGUGCGUGGUGGCUGUGGAGCUGGCCUGGGCUUUUGCUGCGCACGUGCACACCGUCAUCAUCGCCGACACGCACGCAUACAACGGCAAGCUCCACUCCUACGAGCAGUACCCUCUAACGACGGUACUUCAGAUGGCGGGCCGCGCGUGCCGCCCUUUAGAAGACGAGGGCGCUGUGUGCGUGUUGAUGUGCGCUCAGCACCAGAAACCGCUGUACAGCAAGCUGCUCAACGACUGUCUGCCGCUGGAGAGCCACCUCGACCACCGUCUCCACGACCACAUAAACGCGGAAAUAGUGACGAAGACCAUCGAGAACAAACAGGACGCUGUGGACUACCUGACCUGGACCUUCCUCUACCGGCGGCUCACCAUGAACCCGAACUACUACAACCUGCAGGGAGUCACGCACAGGCACCUGUCAGACCACCUGUCAGAGCUGGUGGAGACAACGCUGUCAGACCUGGAAGCGUCCAAGUGCAUCGCAAUUGAAGACGAAAUGGACGUGCAACCGCUUAAUUUGGGAAUGAUCGCGUCGUACUAUUACAUCAACUAUACUACUAUCGAACUGUUCAGCAUGUCUCUCACCAACAAGACCAAGAUCCGGGGUCUCCUGGAGAUCAUAUCAGCAGCCGCGGAGUACUCCGACCUGUGCAUCCGGCACCGCGAGGAGAACAUCAUCAAGGCGCUGGCCAGCAAAGUUCCCCACAAGCCGACCGCGCCUUCCGGCGGCGCUGUGAAAUACAACGAUCCCCACGUGAAAGCUCAAGUGUUACUUCAAGCGCAUUUAUCUCGGAUGCAACUGCCGGCUGAAUUGCACGCUGACACCGCUCAAGUGCUGGUCAAGGCCAUCCGCCUCAUCCAAGCAUGUGUCGACGUGGUGUCCAGCUCAGGCUGGCUGUCUCCAGCCGUGGCCGCCAUGGAGCUGGCCCAGAUGGUGACCCAGGCCAUGUGGGCCAAGGACUCGUACCUGCGACAACUGCCGCACUUCACGCCCGAGCUGCUGCAAAGAUGCGCUGACAAGGGCGUAGAGACGGUGUUCGACGUCAUGGAACUGGAAGACCAGGCGCGCGCCAAACUGCUGCAGUUGGAACCGAGCGAGAUGGCUGAUGUCGCUCGCUUCUGCAACCGGUAUCCUAACGUGGAGCUGACAAUUGAGGUGAAGAAUGAGCGCCGCCUGGCUGCCGGCAAGCCGAUCGUGGUGGAGGUGUCUUUGGAGCGCGAGGACGAGGUUCAAGGGCCCGUCAUAGCGCCCUACUUCCCUCAGAAACGCGAAGAAGGCUGGUGGGUGGUGAUCGGAGACCCCAAAACCAAUACUCUACUAUCCAUCAAGCGCGUGUCCCUCGGCCGAGCGGCCAAAGUCAGACUGGACUUCGUGGUAGGAGUCGGAGGACGGCACACCUACACUCUGUACUUCAUGUCGGACGCUUAUCUCGGCGCCGACCAGGAGUACAAGUUCUCCAUAGAUGUGGCUGAAGCUGCUUCUGACUCCAGCGAUGACGAGUAGUGUUUU
Molecule: messenger RNA, 6922 nt
Organism: Ostrinia nubilalis (European corn borer)
Lineage: Eukaryota; Metazoa; Arthropoda; Insecta; Lepidoptera; Crambidae
Gene: l(3)72Ab
Product: U5 small nuclear ribonucleoprotein 200 kDa helicase
Exons: 45
Coding region: 149-6916 (2255 amino acids)
Molecular function (GO): ATP hydrolysis activity; ATP binding; nucleic acid binding
Source: RefSeq, a predicted model, not a curated record